ACGACUAUAGUUUUUACUGUGAACCCGUAAAAAUAAACAGACGAAAACGUGUUACGUGUAAAAAAAACAGCGAAAGGAAAUGUGUUAUACCCUUCCUUAAGUUCUCUCCCCUCCUGUACUGUAGUGUUUUUUUGCACGUAUUAUACAACUCGACCAACGAGUAUCACUAAGAACUUAUUGUUCUUGAUCGAAAAAUCGUACAAUGGCCCCUAGAACGAGCAGUUGGCCGACAUUGAACAAUUUGCCAAGUACUGACAGAAAUAUCAAAAGGGUGGAUGGUUGGAUAAAUGCACGCCGUAAGGAAGAUGGCGCCGAAGGAUUAUGGAGAGUACACGAUGGCCUGUACGAUCUUCAAGAAUGGAUACCUAAGCACCCUGGAGGAUCACAAUGGUUGGAAAUAACAAAGGCAUUUGACAUCACAGAGUUAUUUGAAACAUAUCAUUUGAAAGGAGACGUAGCAACGCAAAAGCUUCGUACAUUUUAUGUCAGAAAUGCAAGUACUCCGAGGUCGUCACCAUUUACUUUUAAACCGGAUGGUUUUUACAAAGUUUUGAAAUCGAGAGUAUCCAAAAAGAUUUCAACCAUAAACCACAGCAAUAUUUUACUCAAGUCUAAGUUGGUAGUAGACACUUUUAUUUUAUUAGCUUUGUUGCUUUGCGCUGAAUCUGCGCGGAGAAAUAGCUAUUAUGUUGCUGUGUUAGCUGGAGUAUCAUUAGCCUUUGGUUUAGUGGCCAAUCACAAUUUCACCCAUCUUAAAGACAACUGGAGAAUGUACUACAUCCAACUGGGUUUGUUCUCCGUAAGAGAAUGGAGAAUAUCACACACCGUCAGUCAUCACUGUUAUGCAAAUACAGUUUGCGAUCUUGAAAUGACUUUGCCUUAUCCUUUUAUUCAUUGGUAUCCUAGUAAAGAUAAGCCUUGGUCCGUAUUGUGGUUUUCAAAGUUAACUCCUCUGACUUACCCUUUUUCUACAAUCUACCUGAUACUCGGAAGAACUAUCACCCUGAACAACGAAAAAGCCGACUGUCUAUCUUUCAUCAUUCCUAUAGUAUUGAUGUCAGCUGGUAAUUUGUCUUUGGGUUCCGUGUUGACCAUAUGGCUUCUAGUAAUCACGACAAUGAGUUCUGUGUUCGUUUUCUUGGGAUUCAAUGGAGCACAUCAUCACCCCGACAACUUCCACGAUGGGGAUGAGAUUAGCCAACAAGAUAUUGACUUUGGACUUCACCAAUUAAAUGCUUGUUCAGAAAGACAAAUAAUCGGCAACAGCGUAGUGAUUUCGAUGAUAACUUUUGGCGAUCAUUCAUUGCAUCAUCUGUUUCCGGGUUUAGACCAUAGUUUAUUACCCCACAUCUACGACGUUUUUGAAGAAACGUGUAAAGAAUUUGGACUAGAAUUAAAGUUAAGAACGUAUGGAGAAUAUGUACGUGGCCAAUUUCAACAGUUGGUUCGAACAAAUCCUAGAAAAGCUUAAACAUCUAAAAUCUCAAUUCAAUAAUAUAAUUUGUUUAACUUUUUAACUGUUUACAUGCAACUUUAUAACCUCCACGGUAACACAAUUUACUACUUAUAUUAAUUUUAUGGAGUUUUAAUGUAUUAAUCUGGAUUAGGUUUUAUUAAAAAUUAUGAUUAUUAUUAUUAUUAUUAUUAUUAUUAUUAUUAAGUAUGAAACGGAUUUCUAUUAAAAUAACAAUAAUAUAUUAUUAAUUAGCUACCUAAUGAGAGAUUGUGAAUUGAUAUAAAAAUUAUAUUCAAAUAUAUUUCUAGGUAAAGGUGUGAUGAUAGUUA
Molecule: messenger RNA, 1785 nt
Organism: Adelges cooleyi (spruce gall adelgid)
Lineage: Eukaryota; Metazoa; Arthropoda; Insecta; Hemiptera; Adelgidae
Product: cytochrome b5-related protein-like
Exons: 6
Coding region: 203-1471 (422 amino acids)
Biological process (GO): lipid metabolic process
Cellular component (GO): mitochondrion
Source: RefSeq, a predicted model, not a curated record